This is a messenger RNA of Lycium ferocissimum, 3229 nucleotides long. RefSeq lists its product as uncharacterized. The record is from RefSeq and is a predicted model, not a curated record. Bases 933 to 1262 code for a protein of 109 amino acids. NCBI's taxonomy places the organism in Eukaryota, Viridiplantae, Streptophyta, Magnoliopsida, Solanales, Solanaceae. The transcript is spliced from 3 exons.
GUGAUAAUAGUUAAAACUCUGUAAUGAAUUUACGUUGUAUCAAGGCUUGCAAAAUUAGUAUCAGGAAAUUCUCUAGAUUGAUAUCCUAAGCCACAAUCGGUGUCACAAAAUUAAAUUAUUUUAUUAUGGUUCAAAAUCUUCCAAACUUCCAUAAAUUUUUUCAGGACUACUGAUAUAUUGUUAUCAUGCCUAUAGCAAAAGCGCAAGUUGAUAUUACUUUGUUGUAUUCAUCAGCUUGUUGCAUUAACCUAUUGCUAGCGUGAAAGCUGUUUGAUGAUUGUGAUAAAUACUACUAUGGAGAUCAUGGUUCUUUAGAAUGUUAUGACUCUUGAGUAUGGGGUAUGACAACAACUUGGAUUGUAUAAAACAGGUAUGUUACCUUUCCUUUUAUUAAUUGGUGUAUUGGAGAUGCAUAGGAUAGUUUUAAUUGUACCUUGACUCUUAGUUUAAGAACUCAAGAUGGCAAUAACAAGAUGGAUUAUGCUUCAGCUGCUUUACACUGUGGUGCUGGACAAGCACAUGAUUAAGAACUUGAAGUAUUUUCUAAUAGUUUCAACUUAGUUUCCACUUGCUGCAUUGAUGUGUGAAAUUUUUUUUUUUUUAAAAAUUGAUUAUCAAGGCAGAAUUCAUCGAGGGGUAUAGUUAUAUUCAAAGAUGGUUACAAGAUAAGUUGCUUUCCAGGAAAUAAUUCUUUGCUCGGCUAAUCCAAAGUCAUGGAAAGGCCUCUCAAGCAUGAACGUAGUUUAAACUAUAUAUUUACAAUCCUUUGGCAUCUUCAGUUCAUCAGUUCUCAUUGCUUCCUUGCCUACAAAAUAAAAACUGUUUAUUUAUUUUUUGCAAAAAAUUUCCAUACGACCUUAAUUAACACAAGCAAAAAAGGAGAGAGCUGAGGGAGAUGUGAAAUAAAGAUAGAAAAAGGAAAAGGGCCAUGAAUGCUAACCUUAAACAAUCACAUUGGAAUACAAAAACAGGAGUUUGAUGCAGAGGCUGAUACUCCUGAAAUGGAAGUUGAUAAGAUGCGUCAACACAUCAAGAACAAUAGGUUCUUUCACGGGGUGCCAACUUACUCAUGCAUAUGCAGUUUAUUUGACACUGAAACAAUGGGAAGAAGUGUGGGAAUGGAGGGAAAUGACCAUUUGGUGCACGAACUUGUAGAUGUUGAAAGAUUUUCAGAAUUUAUCAAAAACAUUGUCCAAACCAUGGGAAUGAUUUUCAAAUUCCAAGGAAGACUAAACAGUACCUUAUAUGGGAGCAUCUUAUGAAGCCAUUCAAGGAAAACUAAAUAGAACCUUAUCUGGGAUCAGUUUUUUUUUUUUUUUCAAGUUCAUGUGUAUUUGUGGUUGUGGAUAUGUCAGUUUGUUGUUUGAAGACUUCCACCACGUGUAUUUGAGAUUUCAAAUGGAAUAUGGUUUGAAAUGAUGGGACUUGCUUGCAUUAACGUUAGAAGAUAUAUAUUUUUUCUUUGAUAAGGAACGUUAGAAGAUAUAUUUAGUAUUUGAAUUCCUCUUUGUUUUAUACCUUAUGUACAUGUUAUGUACAAUACAAUGACAAUCACAAUUUUUUGAAAGACUUUAACUAAACUGGAAAUCAAAUUAACCAUGUUGGGCCCGUGCUAUACUUGCUAGUAUAUAUUAGAAACGGCAGUUGGGGUACGAACAUGGACGAACAAGGGGCAGUUUUUGUAAUUUUCGUGUUUCAUUUGUUUGGGGCAAAUUUGGGACUGAAGACCUUCUGUAUAUUAUACCCCAUAAAAUACGGUUCUUCUUCUUCUUCAGAUCUAGAAUCUGCCCCAUGCGGUUCUUCUUCCUUCAGAUUCUAGAAUCUACCCGGUCAAGAGAUCUAUUCUCCCUCACUUCUCUUUCUCUGCUUCUCUUUCUCUGCUUCUAGCUCGGAUCUGCUCCUCAAUUCAGAUUAUUUCUGAGUUACAGUAAGUUGUUGUUCUUCUUUUUUCUGACUUCUCUUCAUCCUCUCUUCUUCAAUGUGUCCAAUUCAAUGGUGGCUAUUUUCAUUUUUUUUUUAAUUUUUAGGAGUGCUCUUUUAUUUUUUCCCUUUAUGAUCAAUGCAUAAGAAACAAAAAUUAGCUCAAGCACUAUUCAUCAUGGUAUGAUUCUUUUACCGGGAGCUAUAGUCAUCAGCUGAGUAGUCAACUUUUUCCAUUCUAAAAAUCACAACAUAGGAAGAAGUUUUGGAGCACCUUCAUAGAGCAAGUAAACACCAAUCGCUAAAAGAAGUUGGAAAUGAAAGGAUCUCGGAAAAGAGAUAUUAGUAAGUUAUAAAGUAGAAGGUACUAUAACAUCUCAAUUGGUUGUAUUGGCUGUGAUUCAGCUAAUGUAAAGUGUUGUUUUUUAAUAUGUUUAAUUAGAACAUUAUCCUCAUGGAAGUUAGAUCUUUCUAAGUAAACUUUUCCCAACCAACAUAUAUACUAAUAUUCUAAUUUAAUGCUAAAUUGUUCUUGUAGCAGUAUGUGUUGUAAUUGGUAAAUGAUUAAUUACCUCUCACUUCUUAUGUAGAAGUAAAAUUUUCUUACCUUACCAAGUCUCAGAACUAAAUGCAAUUGAUAUAUUCUUGAAUUUUAUAAUUUACCCAUCGGGCACACGCAAUCGAAGUGAUCUGCCUCGAUUGGAGGGACUAACAUACAUCUCCAAGUUUAGCAGAAUCAUGGUAUCUUCAAGUAUAAGACAUCAUAGUCCAUAUUUACUGCAGGUUUCCGGCUCAGCACAACCUUGCCUUUCAGAAAGAUGGGCAAGGGUUCGGCUUGCUUUCUUAACGAGAUAGAAAUAAUUAAUUUAGGAUCCCUGAAAGAUGUUUUGAUGUUUUUGGUUGAAAACACUUUAUGUUCACCUCAUUCUAUUCAAUUUAUGAAGUUAUAUGUACUCUUACAUUGCGUUUGUUUCAACAAAUCCAAGACACUUCAACUUCUUCGCAUUUGCUGAUAGACUCCCUGUAGUAGCAUUGUGCCAUACUACCAUUGAACAUUGAGUUUAUCAUUCGACUUAUGGAUUCGUAGGAAGAUGGCUCAGUUGCAUGUACCCUAUGGAGAUGGCUGCACUACUUUUAACUUCGUAGUUUUUCCUUCUAAAGUUGGAGACUGAUGCUAUACUUCUAACUCACUAUAAUAUUUUUGCAUUCCGUACUAACAUUUUUUAUGUCGUGCUUUGUUAGAAGAGGUUGUUGUAAGAAUGAAUUCUCCAAACAAGAAUUUGGAAUUGUUGUGCUAUUGGUACUUCAA